UCAAAACACUGUCGAAGAAUGGAAUCAAUUGUAAACAAUAACAAAAUAAUGUAAUUCUAUCAUUAAUUGAUAAGAUUAUUCAAAUGACAUGAACUUGAGAGUAUCACGCGCUUAGAGAUGUUGUAACACAGGCAACAUGGAUGCUGACGACCCUAGAAGACCUUUGUUGGGAAAUGCCCAAGCGACAAGCAGACUACGGCGAGUAGCCUCCAAGCUGUGCAGUACAGAGUCAUGGAAGAGAAGGCUACCCAUCACAAUAUGGCUGCCCAAAUACAGCUUCGAAUAUUUACUACGAGACGCCAUAGCAGGUAUCACAGUGGGUCUGACAUCAAUACCACAGGGCAUCGCAUAUGCUAUGGUCGCUGGUUUGCCUCCACAGGUGGGCCUCUACUCCAGCAUAUUCCCCGGCCUCAUGUACAUGCUGUUCGGAAGCUGCAAGGAUGUCACAGUGGGUCCCACCGCUAUCCUAGCAGCAUUGCUUGCCAAAUACGUCGCCAAAUCAGCUGAUUUCGCAUAUCUGGCUGCUUUUCUAUCAGGAUGCUUUAUACUUCUUCUUGGGAUACUACAAUUAGGUUUUCUUCUGGACUUUAUAUCAAAACCAGUGAUCAGUGGGUUCACGACGGCAGCCGCCUUACAGAUAAGCGCAUCACAGCUCAAGUCUUUGUUUAGGAUAUCAGGUUCAUCAGGCAACACAUUCUUUGAUGCCCUCAUAAACUUCUUUGAAAACAUCAAGACAGUACAGUUAUGGGACACAGUGUUAGGAAUCAGCACCAUUAUUGCCUUACUCCUACUCAAACGGGCUACGAUCAAAGUAUCAGACACGGCGACACCAUGUUCUACCCGGAUGGCGGCGUGCUGGCUCAAUGUAGUGCGCGCACGGAACGCGCUCGUGGUCUUCGCAGCCGCCAUACUUGCUUUUGUUCUCAAUUUAAAAGGCAUCACGCCCUUUGCACUUACAGGUACAAUUCAGGGUGGUCUGCCCAAAUUCGGGCCACCUCCAUUCAGUACGGUGGUUAAUAACCAGACACUUAACUUCGAGGAUAUGUUGACCGUUUUCGGAGGAGAAGGAAUUGUGAUGCCACUCGUUGCUAUACUGGAGAGCAUAGCUAUUGCUAAGGCAUUUGGUAAGGAGCUGGAGCUGUGCGUGUACGUUGUGACGGUGGUGACGGGCGCGGCGUGCGGGCUGGAGUACGGCAUCCUGGGCGGGGCGGCCGCCGACGCCGCGCGCGCGCUCGCUCGGGCCGCGCGCCCGCCCAUACAAGGGGCGACCUUCAAGGUGGGCAACCAGGACUGCGUAUCUGUCAGCUUGCCCGACUGCCUGUCGUACGCGAGCGCGGAGCACGUGCAACACAAGGUGCGCCGCCUGGUGCCGCCCGCCGCCGCCGUCGUCGUCGUGGACGCGCGCCAUCUGUAUGCUAUGGACCUGGGAGUCGCUGAGAACUUAGUAUCUGUGAUAGUAGAUCUAGAGAAGGGAGGACACAGGUUCUUACUGUGGAACUUCAGACGGAGCCAUCAGCUGUUGAUGGAAGACCUCCACACAGGAUUUGAGGCUCGCUUCGUGGACGGACCCAGUAUUGAUCAGCAUAUUUUAAUUGGCAAUGGUCAAGCCGAUUUCAAGACUAAUAUUUCACGACUGUAAAACUACUACGUAAUGAAGUUCAGGUUUGGAUAUCAUACGGUAAGAUGCCGUUUCAUACACAGCCAAGCUCAGUGAAUUUUAAGACUAUU
Spodoptera litura is the source of this 1728-nucleotide messenger RNA. The record is from RefSeq and is a predicted model, not a curated record. NCBI's taxonomy places the organism in Eukaryota, Metazoa, Arthropoda, Insecta, Lepidoptera, Noctuidae.